CUUUAAUUGAGAUACAUUGGUUAAAAAGUAUUCUUACAAAAUGUCUUUCAAAGUCACAACAAUGGUCGCUGCUCUGGUGAUCUGCCAAGUCCUAGCUCAGCAUGGACUCGAGCACCACAAGCCAGCCAUCUCCUCCCAGCACAUCGAGCGUCUUGACAUCCCAGCUAAACCUCCCAAGGGUUUCAACGAUGGCCAUGGUCAUGCUAAAUACGAAUUCGAAUACAAAGUGCACGACCCUCACACUCACGACGUGAAGCAGCAGCAUGAGACCCGAGACGGCCACUCCGUGCACGGCGUCUACAGUCUGCACGAGGCUGACGGCUCCAUCCGCACUGUCAAGUACUCCGCUGACAAGAAAACUGGAUUCCAAGCUGACGUCAAACACACCACCAAGCACGAACAGAAACAUUACAAUUGAUUUGGGCUCUUUAUAAUUAUAUUGUUUUUCAAUACGUCGAUUCUCAUUUUAA
This is a messenger RNA of Plodia interpunctella (Indianmeal moth), 470 nucleotides long. RefSeq names its product cuticle protein 8-like. The coding region runs from base 41 to 418 and encodes 125 amino acids. The record is from RefSeq and is a predicted model, not a curated record. NCBI's taxonomy places the organism in Eukaryota, Metazoa, Arthropoda, Insecta, Lepidoptera, Pyralidae. The transcript has 4 exons. Gene Ontology annotation, cellular component: extracellular matrix.